AUGACUUCUUCCUUUCGUUUGCAAUUAGUUUUGGCUUUCACUUUGUUUAUUGGGUCAUGUCUCUCGUAUGAAUUCUCAAAAACAGUAGUUGUUGACAAGUCUGGAAAUGGGCAAUUCACGAAAAUUCAAGAUGCGAUUGACUCUGUUCCGGAAGGAAAUAGUGGUUGGUUUCACAUUGUCGUUAAUAAAGGCGUCUAUAAUGAAAAGGUAACAAUUCCAUACAAGAAGGAAUACAUAUUUCUAGAGGGGAGCUCAUCAGCAAAAACACUUAUAGUGGGGGACGACCAUCAAGCUACAGAUACUAGCUCAACCUUUACCUCUUUUUCGGACAAUUUUGUUGCUAAGAGCAUAUCUUUCAUGAAUUCAUAUAACUUGAAACAGAAGAACGAUGUUACACAAGCAGUUGCUGCUAUGAUACAUGGUGACAAAUCGGCUUUCUAUAAUUGUGGUUUUUAUGGAUAUCAAGAUACACUUUGUGCUUACGAGGGCCGUCAUUACUACAAAAAUUGCUACAUUCAAGGUGCUGCUGAUUUUAUUUGGGGACAUGGUCAAUCCUUUUUUAAGGGAUGCAAAAUAAAUGUCACUAUGGGUCAUACUAACACACCCGGUUACAUAACCGCGCAAGGAAGAAUGUUGGAAGAAGAUACAAAUGGCUUUGUAUUUAGUAAAUGUUCUAUUGUUGGAACUGGGCAGGCGUAUCUUGGAAGGGCAUAUGGUCCAUUCAAUAGAGUUAUUUUCUCAAAAACGACGAUGAAUUCAGUUGUGCAUCCUUUGGGAUGGGAUGCUUGGCAUUUCGGUGGAAAAGAGUUGAGUUCGUUUCUCUUUGAAUGUAUAUAUAUUUUUUUGUAUUUCGGGUAUUUUAUAUAAUAGAUUGGUUAUAAUUUUCUUUGAUUACAGAGACCGUUUCACGAAUGUGGAGGCUGGUUGUUUAGGGUCGGGGGCAAAAUCUUCAGAACGGGCG
Molecule: messenger RNA, 961 nt
Organism: Impatiens glandulifera
Lineage: Eukaryota; Viridiplantae; Streptophyta; Magnoliopsida; Ericales; Balsaminaceae
Product: probable pectinesterase 29
Exons: 4
Coding region: 1-867 (288 amino acids)
Biological process (GO): cell wall modification
Molecular function (GO): pectinesterase activity
Source: RefSeq, a predicted model, not a curated record